This is a messenger RNA of Linderina pennispora, 1635 nucleotides long. RefSeq lists its product as uncharacterized. The record is from RefSeq and is a predicted model, not a curated record. The transcript has 3 exons. NCBI's taxonomy places the organism in Eukaryota, Fungi, Kickxellomycota, Kickxellomycetes, Kickxellales, Kickxellaceae. Bases 1 to 1635 code for a protein of 544 amino acids.
AUGAAGACACUCGGCAUUGUUUGCUUGCUCGCGCUUUCGGCCGCUCCGCGUGUGCUUGCCCAGGACGGCGGCGCUAGUACCGACAAUUCGCUGGUGUCAGCUGGUUCCAGCACCAAUGCCGACCCGACCACAUCCGAGCCGCCAGCGACGGCUUCAUCGCCUGACGCCAACACUACUCCCGAUGGUAGUGCUCAAACCACUGGCAAUUCCAGCAGCGCUUUGACUGCGCCAGUCUUGAGUAGCACCGCCAUACUUGAAUCGUCUAUUGCCACCACGCCUGUUUCCUCGGCAGUAGAGCUAAUCACGCCCACUACGUCUGAGGCACCAGUGACCAGCUCGUCUACACCUAGUACUAAUACUUCAGUGACUUCCACCGCCACCUCCACCACCUUACUCCACACAUCUGUUGAUUUUACCACGACCGAUCUACCAACGACCGAUAUAGUCGAUACGACCACCACACCCCAAACAUCUGAGCCGUCUACGACGGAGGCAGCCGACGCGACUACAUCUGAUGCGCCGACGAUUUCCGAAAUUGACUCAACUGCUGAUACUAACGCCGACACCACACCCUCCGCCUCCCAACCAUCCACAACAUCCACUGAUUCCACUUCAGUAGCUGAUACCACCACCUCUGUCUCGUCCACCACUGAGUCAUCGGCGUCCACAUCGAGCUCUAUCUCCCCCACCACCCCCACAUCCACCACCCCCACUGAAAAAUCUGAUACUAAUACCAACAGCACACCUGAUACGACCUCUUCCUCGUCCACCGCUGAUUCCUCCACUUCAGAUGCUCCCACCACUUCCGACGUGUCCACCACCUCAGAUGUGCCGUCCACCACCGAAAAAACCUCCGGCUCCUCUACUUCCGCCUCACCUUCCGCCGACUCGACAACUGACUCGUCUUCGGCUGACUCGCCAACUGUAGCCACUACGUCAAGCACCUCGGACAAUACUUCGGACAGCACGUCCGACAGUACCUCGAACAGCACGUCCGACAGUACAACGGAUAACACCGAUGUAACAUCAUCGGUGCCCACGUUCACCACAAGCUCUGACACCAAAACAACCGACUCGACUACUGAUAAGACUACUGAUAAGACCACCAGUUCCUCGGAUACCACCCCUUCGACAUCCGAUGAACCCACCAGUGCGACGUCGGACUCCACCAGGUCCUCGCGCUCCACUAACUCGACGACCGAGCAGACCACAAAUACCGACGAUACCACGUCGGAUACCUCCUCCAACACCUCAGAUAGCUCCUCCAACACCUCGGGAACUACUGAGCGCACCACCGAUACUCAGAAGACCACGUCCUCAGACUCGACCACCGCAGAACGACCGCCAAGACCAGCUCCAAGAAGAAGAAGACCACUGUUGUUGCCGGUCGUCACCGCUAUUGUUGACGGCAGGACUACUGUGGGCACGCGCACUUCAGUCGACGGUGACGACGAGGCCAAUACGUCGAACGGGGACCCGUACACAUCUACCUACAUCGAGGAUGGCGAGACCAAGAUUGUCACCGGCUAUCGUGCCCGUAGCAGCACCGCCACAUCGGGUGCCCUGCCUGCUUUCCGUGCUUCGGGUCUGCUCUCGUCGGCUGCUGCUGCUCUGGCUAUUGCUGCUCUGUUCUAA